AUGCCUGUGUCCUUCUCUGACCCCUACUACACAGAAUACACUUGUAAGAACAGUUGUACUAACUUCUGUAUAUCUGUCGGAUGUUACAACUGCUGCCAAAAGUACUACUCACAUAUUGUUAUGGUCUUUGCUGUGGCAAUGUCUGUUUUUGGUUUUGCUGACCUUAUUGUUGGAGGACAGCUAGCCACUAGUUGCCCCUACAAUGGCGCAAUAUAUUCCACCUUGAUGUUGGCUCAAGGCGUCAUUUCUAUGAUUGAGGGCGUCAUGAUAUUCUAUACCAUUGGGCGUGCACACGAAUACCCUCUCUUCCGAUCGGGACUUCCCACUUUUCAGUAUGCCUUCGUGACGUACUCUCUUACAGCAAUCCUCUACAUCUUUUCAUUGACUCUAAGUGGCCUCCAACUGAAAGUAACUGAGGGAACAGUAGAAUCCAGCUGUGCUGACUAUCAUGGCUAUAUAACCUGGAGGCUCGUCUUCAACAUUCUAGUUCCGGUGUCGCCAAUUGCGCUUGUAUUGACUAUUCUUGCUAUACUAUUCGUGUUGAUUUGUCUGGCAGGAGGUAGCAAAACAGAAGAUAACUGAUGUACAAGGAUGUCAGUGAUAUGAGUUCCACAGAAAUCUACAAAUUAUAUA
Saccostrea echinata is the source of this 633-nucleotide messenger RNA. RefSeq lists its product as uncharacterized. The transcript is spliced from 4 exons. The record is from RefSeq and is a predicted model, not a curated record. The coding region runs from base 1 to 582 and encodes 193 amino acids. Lineage: Eukaryota; Metazoa; Mollusca; Bivalvia; Ostreida; Ostreidae.